This is a messenger RNA of Vicia villosa (hairy vetch), 3377 nucleotides long. Its product is annotated as pentatricopeptide repeat-containing protein At1g76280. The transcript is spliced from 14 exons. The record is from RefSeq and is a predicted model, not a curated record. The coding region runs from base 353 to 2860 and encodes 835 amino acids. Gene Ontology annotation, molecular function: protein binding. Lineage: Eukaryota; Viridiplantae; Streptophyta; Magnoliopsida; Fabales; Fabaceae.
CAGAGUGAGUUGGCCAAUUGAAACCGGGUCUAGUUUAGGUCCGAACUUGGUUUGAAAAGCAUUUAUGAGUUAAAUCGAAGAAAAUGGAUAGACCGGAUGACCCAUUGAACCAGUGACGCACGUGCCCUUUCUCUGUUCCCCAACUUCGCAGUUGAUUUCGUUUCUGCCUCGCUCAUCCGAUCACGCAAGACGCUACGCCGCCGAAACCAUCCUUCUUUCUACUGAAAGUAUUGUCAAUUGCGGCGCCUUAGGUAUUGCUCGGUUCUCCGUCCGCUCUUCGCAUUGCCUCACUCUUAGCCGCCGACGCGGAUAGCACCACCCCUGCUUCAAAGUUGUUGGGGAAACUGGAACUAUGCAUAAGCAUGGACUCAGAGCAAGUCUUGCUCUGCGUUCAAUUUCCACUUGUAAAUCUAAGUGGCAUCGUCACCAAUAUAAACCUCCAAUCAAAUUCUAUUCAUAUCACACCACAACAACCACAGGUCCUGGGUUUAUUGAACCUGCAGCAGGAUCGUCUAUGCAACUGCAAAUUAUCAAGGCACUCCGCUCCGGUGACAGAAAAAAGGCUUCCCACUUACUUCGGGAUUUCGGUCGCAGAAGCCAUUCAUUAUCUGUCAAUGAUUUUGUUGAUAUUUUUAAGUACUGUGCACGAUCUCCUGAUCCAAUGUUUGUUAUGGAGAUCUGGAGAUUAAUGGAGUUAAAACACAUUAACAUUAAUAACACAUGUUCAUCUCUUAUGACGCGGGCCCUUUGUAAAGGGGCUUACAUGGAAGAGGCCUUUAGUAUCAUUGAUUUUCUUGGAGAAAAUUGGCGUUUCUAUCCAGGUCUCCCACUGUACAAUAGUAUUUUAAGCUCCUGCACAAAAAUCCAGAAUUUAAUUCAAGCAAGAAGAUGUUUGGACUUGAUGGAAAAGCAAUUGGUAGGAAAGAGUGAAGUUACAUAUACCGCACUUCUCAAGCUUGCAGUUUUGCAGAAAAACUUGCCUGCAGUCCAUAUAAUUUGGCGGGAGUAUAGUAAGCUUUAUAGUAUGAGUAUCAUUGCUCUGCGUAAAUUCAUUUGGUCAUUUACAAGGUUGGGGGAUCUAAAAUCUGCGAAUAGAACACUAGAACAGUUGGUGGCAUUAGCCUCGAGGGGAAACAUUUCUAUUGCUAGAACAGUUUAUGGGAAGUUGUAUUCUACUAGAUUGGACAUCCCUGUUCCUGCAAAUGACGGGCUAGGCUCAACCAUAUUGGACCUGAGGAAGAGCAAACAACAUGACUCUUGUAUACUCUCUCCUAGUUUGUAUUUACCAGACACUAUUUCUGCAAGUAAGGAGUUGAAAUUUAUUUGUAUGGAUGAGAAAAAAGCUAAGAAUCCUGAAAUAAAUGGGCCGAAUGGACGAAAGCACUCACUGCUUAUGAAGGUUCUUAGGUGGUCUUUUAAUGAUAUAAUACAUGGGUGUGCAAAAGAAAAAAACUAUAUACUUGCUUGGAAGCUUAUAUUACAGAUGCAAAAUCUUGGUUUGCAGCCAUCCAGCCAUACAUAUGACGGCAUUAUUAGAGCAGUUGUUUCUCAAAGAAGUUUUGGGGAUGCCAUGAGAAUGUUAAAAAAAAUGCAGCAGGAGAAUAUGAAGCUAUACGAUUCAACUCUAGCUACACUUUCAGUUUCUUUGAGCAGAGAACUACAGUUAGACUUGGCCGAAUCUUUGCUGAAUCAGAUUUCUGAUUGCUUGUAUCCACAUCCUUAUAAUGCUUUGCUGGCAUCAUGUGAUGUACUGAAUCAACCUGAGCGGGCUGUGCGAGUGUUUGCAAAGAUGAGGAAAAUAAAACUUUUACCUGAUAUGAGAACAUAUGAGCUUCUGUUUUCAUUAUUUGGUAUUGUUAAUGCCCCAUACGAAGACAGUAAUAUGUUGUCACAAGUGGAUGCUGCCAAAAGAAUAAAUGCUAUAGAAAGGGAUAUGGCAAAUAAUGGCUUUCUGCAUAGUCAUCGUUCAUUGAAAAAUUUAUUGAAAUCCCUUGGAGAAGAGGGGAUGAUAAGAAAGCUGAUCCAAUAUUUGCAUGUGGCAGAAAAUCUUUUCAUAUACAGUAAUCCUUCAUUGGGAACAGAUAUCUACAACAUAGUGUUGCAUUAUCUUGUUGAAGCCCAAGAAAGCCACAUGGCAAUUCAAAUUUUCAAGAAGAUGAAGUUGUGUGGCUGCCACCCUGAUUCCACUACAUACAAUAUAAUGGUCGACUGUUGUAGCGUCAUAAGAAGUUAUAGAUCUGCUUCUUUGUUGAUUUCAAUGAUGAUACGGGAAGGGUUUUGUCCAGUGGCUUGUACAUAUACUGCUCUCAUUAAGAUUUUGUUGGAAGAUGAGAAUUUUAAUGAAGCCCUGAAUGUUCUGGAAAGAAUCAAAUUGGAUGGCAUUCAACUUGAUGUACUGCUGUUUAACACAUUUCUCCGUCAAGCAUGUUACAAGGGAAGGAUCGAUGUAAUUGAGUUUAUUGUGGAGUUCAUGCACCAAGAAAAAGUUCAGCCUGAUCCAACAACAUGUGAAUAUGUCUUCUCUGCAUAUGUAAACUCAAGUUUUCACAAUACAGCAAUAGAAGCAUUGCAGGUUUUAAGUUUGCGUAUGAUGUCUGAAGAUGGCAACAUACUCAAAGAGAGGAAAAAUUUUGUGGAUGAAUUCAUCCUUGAUGAGGAUUUGGCUUCUGAGUCACACAUAUUUAAAUUAUUUGAAGAUUCAGAAGAUGAAGUUGCAAUAGGGUUGUUGAAUUUAAGAUGGUGUGCCAUAGUUGGGUUUCCAAUAUGUGAGUCAGCUGACCAGAGUCUAUGGGCUAAAAGACUUGAGUCACGAUUCCUAAAUAGGCUAGCGUCUGGUUCUAGAAGAGGAGAGCAAUUGUGACUUGUGAGCCUCGAGUCUUAUGGAGAUGCCAAACAGGUUAUGUCAUCAAGGGUUAGGUUUUUCUCCGGGAAGUCUUCAUGAAAUGGUUGGGGGUGUUUUCCCGGUUUUCACUAUUGGGAAAACGCAUUAUGCAGACACAAUAUCAUGUCAGCUAUUCAUUUCUCCAGCUCUGCUCAAGAGUUAAAUUUACAAAAAGGAAAAUGCUUAUGGUUAAGAGAGAAGUUUAACAGGAAACACAAUAAUCUUAGGUGGUGUGUAACACUUACAAAUAAUAACCACUAAUUAUCCCUUCUAUGUUGGCUAGAACAAGGUUGGUCAAAUGUCCAAUUUUUUUGUAACAAAUAUAGACCUAGGACAUGUUUUGAUCAUUGUGGAAGUUUAUUUAGCCCAAAUUUGAGCCAUUUGCACGAGUUUGGGUCAACCUGAUAUUCGACCAACUAGAACUAAUUUAUUGUAAAAUAUAAAUCAGAUUGAUACUGAUUAAUUCAAUAUGUUUAUUCCAAUUAAUUUUUUUUUU